Sceloporus undulatus (fence lizard) is the source of this 376-nucleotide messenger RNA. Its product is annotated as epidermal growth factor-like protein 8. Lineage: Eukaryota; Metazoa; Chordata; Lepidosauria; Squamata; Phrynosomatidae. The transcript is spliced from 2 exons. The record is from RefSeq and is a predicted model, not a curated record. The annotation marks the transcript as partial.
CACUCUUUCUCUCUCCAAAGCUGAGGCCCUGGCUCAAUUUAUUCCCCCUACAACAUGUUUAGGAUUAAGAGCCACCUUGUAUUCCAGCUCUAUUCACACUUCUCCCUCAUACCCCUUCUUUCAGGUCAAGCUUUAGCAAUUCAAGAGACGAUCCCCAAUGAGAUUCAGGAGCUUCAAGCAAAAGUGGAGAAGCUGGAAGAGCGCCUAGAACGUGCCAUCUCUGUCCUGCCUUCACCCCUGGAACCCACCCAGCUUAAGGAGUUGUGGAGUCGCCUUCAGUACCUGGACCAGGUGGAGUCACUCAGCGACCAGCUCCUAUUCCUUGAAGAGAAACUGGGAGACUGUGAGUAUCCAAAGGACCAUGGAGUAUUAAAAG